AUGAGGCAAAACCUUGGACGAACGUUAAAUGUUUUUAAAUUUCACAGAAAGCAUUGGGCUCUUGUCCUUGGAAAGAAUUCACCGCUGAGGGCGGUCGUAAAUAUUACUACAACUCCGUUACUCAAGAAUAGUGAAUCAACCACUCAGACGGUUGUCUCUCCGAGUCAACAAGAUUUCGAACGAGCACGUCAGCUUAGUGUACCGGCAGUUAGUCCUGUGAAUGUGACUCCGGUAACGACCCCGGUCAGACCUCACGUGCCAAUUCUGCCCACUCAACAACCCGAACAACCAAGGAUCGAAUUUGAGACCAAAGAAGAGGCUGUGGCUGCGUUUAGGAAGUUGCUUAAAGAUUCGGGUGUCAAGCCAGAUUGGUCCUGGGAACAAACUAUGAGAGCAAUAAUUUCCAACCCCAUGUAUCGAGCAAUCAAGACUCUAACGGAACGUAAGCAGGCAUUUCACGAUUAUGUGGACGAAUUGCGUAAAAAGGAGGAGGAGGAAAAAAAGGCCAAGACCAUAAAAAUUCGUCAAGACUUUAUCUCAUUAUUAGAAUCGCACCCGGAAGUCAAUUCAUCAACGCGCUACAGAAAAGUGUGUGAGAUCCUUGGCGAAGAGCCGGCAUUCAUGGCAAUUGAAGACGAUAGAAUGCGUGAAGACAUCUUUAGCGAAUACAUUUAUGACCUGCGGAAACAAGAGAAGGAAAUUCAACGAGCGGUUCGUAAAGAGAACAUGGAAAAAUUUAGUCACCUUUUAAAAUCCCUCCCGAGUAUUACCGAGUCCACACGAUGGACCGAAGCGCAAAGUGUAUACACGAAUACCCCCGAAUAUCAGAAUGACAAAACACUUCAGGAAAUGGACAUGCUAGAUUUUUUGGCAGUUUAUGAGGAACACAUCCGAUCUUUGGAACGGGAGACGGCCGAGAGAAAGAAAAAAGAAGUCGAAGAGCAAACUAGGCAGCAACGCAAGAAUAGGGAUUCCUAUAGAUCUUUGAUGGAUGAGUUGCGACAGAAUAAUGUGAUCACCGCCAAAUCAAAAUGGAAAGAAAUUUAUCCGAUCAUUCAUGAUGACGAGCGUUAUCAAAACAUGCUUGGACAAACCGGAUCCAAUCCGUUGGAAUUGUUUUGGGAUGUUGUUGAAGAACUUGACGAGAUUUUGUAUCAACAGCGUAAAAUUUUGUCGGAAGUUAUGAAGGCAAGGGACUUCACAUUAAAUUCGGCAGUUACUUUUGAACAAUUUCAAUCCACACUUUUCUCAGAUGAACGCGUCGCUUCGGUAAACGAAGUGAAUCUGAAGAUUAUCUUUGAACAGCUCCUAAGGAAACAAGAAAGGCGACAUCGUAGAAAAUUGGACGCUUUCAAAUCUGUUUUUAAGAAUUUCGAGACAAUGAUCACGCCCGAAGCAACUUGGGAACAGGUGCGUCCGGUAGUUGAGAAAACCGAGGAGUUCCAUGCCAUAGAGUCGGAAGAACAGCGCAUUGAAGUUUUUAAUAAAUUUAUGGAUCGUGUUAAAGAAAAGCUCCUUAGAAAAGGUGGUGAGGAUAGUGAAGAGGAAGAGGGAACGAUUAAAGAUGAUGAUCUUGAAGAAGAUAAACACGUAUCAUCAGACCGCAAGAGGAAACACAAGAGCCAUCGAUAUCAUCACCGGCGGUCACAUCAUUAUUCGGAUUACUCCGCCGACAGUGGUGAUUAUUCUGACAAAGAUAGAGAUGGUAGUGAAAGGCGAAAGCGACGAAAGUCGAAAGCCAAAUAUGAAAAAUAUGCAGAAUCCAAAUAUCAAGAACACGACAGAUUAUCUGAGCCGAAACGGGAACAUGUAUCACGUCAAUCACGAUCGCCCAAAUCCCAGGAUCAUAAAUCUUACUCCCCGAAAUCUGAAGAACAUUUUAGACAUAAUUCACCUCAACCUAAUGAAUCUUUUAAAAAUCUUAAAAUUCAAUCACCAAAACAAGAUGAACCUCAAUUAAUGGAAGUUAGCAAACAUGCAGAUUCGAGCGCGGAAGAAGGCGA
Messenger RNA from Acaulospora colombiana, 2003 nucleotides. NCBI's taxonomy places the organism in Eukaryota, Fungi, Glomeromycota, Glomeromycetes, Diversisporales, Acaulosporaceae. The record is from the annotation of a GenBank genome assembly.